Hippoglossus stenolepis (Pacific halibut) is the source of this 5559-nucleotide messenger RNA. It is a transcript of the gene xpot, whose product is annotated as exportin, tRNA (nuclear export receptor for tRNAs). Lineage: Eukaryota; Metazoa; Chordata; Actinopteri; Pleuronectiformes; Pleuronectidae. The record is from RefSeq and is a predicted model, not a curated record. The transcript is spliced from 25 exons. Gene Ontology annotation, cellular component: cytoplasm; nuclear matrix; nuclear pore. Gene Ontology annotation, molecular function: tRNA binding; small GTPase binding. Gene Ontology annotation, biological process: tRNA re-export from nucleus. The coding region runs from base 187 to 3102 and encodes 971 amino acids.
ACGGUCUCUUCCGGGUCAGCUCGCCGGAAGCGACCAGGCGGACACGCCGCACCGCCGCUGCUGACUCUCCUGAUGAUGAACCGGAGCAGAGACACGUGAUGAGUUAAGUUUUCAUGAAGAUGAGAGGAACCUGCCUGAGAGCAGCACAGACGUCUGAACCUGCCCUGGAGGAAAGUUAACCCACCAAUGGCCUGCCAGUCUGUCGCUGCAGUCAUGGACGAGCAGGCCCUGCUGGGGCUCAACCCCAACGCCGACGCCCGCUACAGGCAGAGGGCGAUGGCGUACUUCGAGCAGCUGAAGGAGUCUCAGGACGCCUGGGAGGUUUGUGCUGAGGCGCUCGCUAAAGGAAUUUACAAUGACGAUCACGUGAAAUUCUUCUGCUUCCAAGUUUUGGAACAUCAGAUCAAGUUCAGACACGCUGGUCUGAGCGUCGUCCAGCAGCAGAUGAUCCGAGAGACUCUGAUGAAGUGGCUCCAGUGUCAGCUGAUGAACGCUCAGCCGGAGAAACCCUUCAUCAGGAACAAGGCGGCGCAGGUGUUCGCCCUCACCUUCGUGAUGGAGUACCCGACGCUGUGGCCCAAGUACUUCUUCGACGUCCUGUCUCUGGUGGGUCUCAACCCGAACGGCGUGGACGUCUACCUCAGGACGCUGAUGGCCAUCGACGCUGAGGUGGUCGACAGAGACAUCCUGCACUCGGCCGAGGAGACUCGGAGGAACAUGUUAAUCAAAGACGCCAUGCGGGAGCAGUGCAUCCCGAGCCUGGUGGAGUCCUGGUUCCAGAUCCUGCAGACGUAUCAGCGCUCUCACCCGGAGCUCACCUGUCAGUGUCUGGAGGUGGUCGGCGCCUUCGUGUCCUGGAUCGACCUCAACCUCAUCGCCAACGACCGGUUUGUGAACCUGCUGCUGAGUCAGAUGUCGGUGGACGAGCUCAGAGAGGAGGCCUGCGACUGCCUGUUUGAAAUCGUCAACAAAGGAAUGGACCCAGUGGAUAAAACCAAACUGGUGGAGUCUCUGUGCCAAGUGCUGCAGUCGGCAGGAUUCUUCAACGUGGAGCAGGAGGAAGACGUCGACUUCCUGGCCAAGUUCUCUCGGCUGGUGAACGGGAUGGGUCAGAGUCUGGUGCUCAGCUGGACCAAGCUCGCCAAGUCGGGCAACGUGAAGGAGGCCGCCGAGACGCUGCAGGCGGUGGAGGCCAAAGUGCCGCUGCUGCUGCAGCUGCUGGUGCACGAGGACGACGACAUCUCGGCCAACAUCGUCGGCUUCUGCUACGAAUACCUGCACGUCCUCAAACAGCUUCCUCAGUUGACGGAUCAGCAGAAAACAAGCAUCGAGGCCGUCAUGCUCGCCAUCAUGAAGAAACUGACGUACGAUGACGAGUACAACUUUGAAAACGAGGGCGAGGACGAGGCGAUGUUCGUGGAGUACAGGAAGCAGCUGAAGAUGCUGUUGGAUCGUUUGGCUCAAGUUUCCCCUGAGCUGCUGCUGGAGGCCAUUCGCCGAGUCUUCACCAACACCAUGCAGAACUGGCAGACGACUGUGUUCAUGGAGGUGGAGGUCGCCAUCAGGCUGCUGUACAUGCUCGGCGAGGCCCUGCCGGCGUCUCACGGCGCUCAUUUCUCCGGGGAGACGGUGAAGACGAGUGCUCUGCAGGACAUGAUGAGGACGCUGGUGUCGUGUGGCGUCAGCAGCUACCAGCACAGCUCCGUGUCGCUGGAGUUCUUCGAAACCGUCGUCCGAUACGACAAAUUCUUCCUCGUGGAGCCGCAGCACAUUCCCAAUGUCCUGAUGGCGUUUCUGGACCAAAGAGGACUGAGACACAACAGCCCGAAGGUUCGGAGCAGAGUCGCCUACCUCUUCUCCAGAUUCGUCAAAACGCUGCAUAAACACAUGAACGGCUUCAUCGAGGACAUUCUGACCAGGAUCCAGGAUCUGCUGGAGCUCGCUCCUCCUGAGAACGGUUUCCUGGCGCUGCUGACCAGUGACGACCAGCUCUUCAUGUUCGAGACGGCGGGGAUUCUGAUCGUGAACGGAGAGAGUCCUGCUGAGAGGAAACAGGCUCUGAUGAGGAGUCUGCUGGCGCCGCUGAUGGACGCUUUCCACCUGCUGCUCGCCAAACUGUUGCAGGAGACGGAGGACGAGAGACAGGCCGCCCUCGCCGACUGUCUCAGCCACGCUGUCGGAUUCGCCAGUCGGACCAGUAAGGCGUUCAGCAACAAGCAGACGGUGAAGCACUGCGGCUGCACCGAGGUCUACAGGGACUGUCUGCAGACCUUCCUGCCUGCACUGAGCUGUCCUGUCCAGCGGGGGGCGCUGCGCAGCUCGGUCCGCUCCUUCCUGCACCGGAUGAUCAUCUGCAUGGAGGAGGAGGUGCUGCCGUUCGUCCCCGCCGCCUCCGAGCACAUGCUGAAGGACUGCGAGGCCAAAGACCUGCAGGAGUUCAUCCCGCUCAUCAGCCAGAUCACCGCCAAGUUCAAGCGGCAGGUGUCCCCCUUCCUGCAGCAGGUCUUCAUGCCGCUGGUCCUCGCCAUCUUCGAGGUUCUGGCUCGGCCGGCGGAGGACAACGACCAGGCGGCCGCUCUGGAGAAGCAGAUGCUGCGAAGGAGCUACUUCACCUUCAUCCAGACCAUCACAGGCAGCGGCAUGAACGAGGUGAUGGCCAACCAGGGAGCUGAAAACAUCGAGCGAGUGGUGUUCACCAUCAUCCAGGGGGCGGUGGACUUCCCCGACCCCAUCGCGCAGAAGACCUGCUUCAUCGUCCUCUCCAAGCUGGUGGAGCUGUGGGGAGGUAAAGACGGGAUGGUGGGAUUCCCCGACUUCAUCUACAAACACAUCGUCCCUGCUUGUUUCCUGGCUCCUCUCAAGCCGACCUUCGACCUCUCCGACGCUCAGACCGUCCUGACUCUGUCGGAAUGUGCCGUCACGCUGAAGAUGAUUCAUCUCAAACGGGGGCCCGAGUUCAUCCAGUUCUUACAGCAGGAGUACCUGCCCUCGCUGCAGGUGGCGCCAGAGAUUUCACAGGAGCUUUGUCAAGUUCUUCAGCAGCCGGACGUCAAAGUCCUGAAGAACUACAUUAAGGCGUUCUUUCAGCGAGCGAAGCUGUAGGAAAUGAAACUGGAAGUUCACUGGGACUAAAGGACUCUCCACAGGAAGUGGGCGGACACGCUGCUUUACAAUAAAACUAAAAAUGGAACUUAGCAUAGGAGCUGCUUUUGCACUUAAGAAGUAAAUGCAUAACGAAGCCCAGUCCGUCUGAGUCGGGGGAAACGGACAGAAGGUCAGUGGACGGAUCAACGUCCUCCAGCUCCCGAGAGAGACGAGCUGUCCACGUGGACUCGAGACGUGGAGGACGCUCAGAGAACUUUGUGGAAAACGUGGAGUUUGUGUGGAAAAGGACUUUUAGACGUGAAACCCGGGUCUGAGGGGGAGGACGUCUCGUGGAGAAAGUUUUGAAAAGAUCCCGAAAUCUUUGUUCUAGUGGAACCUUCACAGUAGAAAACACAUUUCAACACAAUUUGAGUUAUUUUUCGUUUGCUGCCACAGAACGGAUAAAAAAAAGGGCAGAGUCGCAUCAUUUAUUAAAAAUGUGGCAUUGAUGAUUUAGUUUAACGUGCUGAGGGCCGGUUGGUUUUUAGUUUGAAGUGAAACGUUUGAGCUCGACGCGCGUCCGCCUUCACGACUUCUUUUUCCUUCAUUUAAAAACAAUCCUUUCCGUUCUGUCUCUUACGUUAAUCACAUGAUCGGAAGCUACGUCAGUCGUGAGUUUACGAUUACAUUUCCUGGAAUUCUGACAAAAUACUUUUGGCUGUUUUCAUUUCAAACUGAACUUAAACGGAGGAACAAAGUGUAAAUAAGAGAAUACGAUGUGGAAAAUGUAAAUAAAGUUCCUAGCUUUAGUUAUUUUUUUUUUUAAAUCUUCACUCACAUCUGGAAACUAAACGUUGAAGCUCGUUCUGCCAGAAAAUGGAAAGAAAUUAAAAGUUAAGAAUGAUUUAAAAAAACAUCAAAUGCCAAUUUAAAAAAAUCCAUAAAGUAUUUCACAAAUAUUCUGACAUGUUUUUUACCUUGAAUGAAAAUCUCACAAUUCAAUGUUUGAGACAUGAAUUAGAUUCUCAAAGGGAAAUUUACUAUUUUAUAAUUUUCAUUCAGUAAAUCUUUUAUUUCGAAUCUCAAAAUGUCGACUCGUUAAAAUUGAAGCAGACUUAGUAAAAAAUAUAUACGGUUAUUCAGAAAGUAUUAAUUGACUUAUUUCCCGACUAAAUGUCUAAACUAAACUAUUUUUUUUCCUUUUCUUGGCAGAAACGAGCUGCUCUAGAAACAAACUCGUUUGUAGGCGUCGCUCGUGCUGCUCUAGAAACAGGAAACUGCUCGUGCACGGCUGCUCUAGAAACAGGAAACUGCUCGUGCACGGAAGCAGUUCAGUGAAUCUAUAUCGAAGCUUUCGAUUGAUUAUGCAAAACGCUUUUUUGCAGAGAAACUGUGAAGCAGCACGAAACCAAUCCGACGAUGAGAUUCAGAUUCAAUGUAACGACGACUCUACAGAAACGGCUUUUUUAUCAAUAUGUUAUAGAAAAUACACACACACCGUUUCCACCAUUAACAUUUUGUCGUGUUUAGUUCGUUUCUUGUAGUUUAGUUUAUUUUCCUUCAGCUUUAGUUAAAAAAAGAUAUUUUUUCAGAAAAGUUCAGAGAAAGAAUUGAUUUAAAUUAAAUGUGGUUUUCCAGACGUUCAAUAUGUGGCAACGUUGACGAGAAAAUAAAAUCUCACCUAAAUAACUGAAUAGUUUUGAAUGGUUCAUAUAUUCGUGUUUAAUACACAGAUUCAGCUCAUGUCUAAUCUGGACAAAAGAAAAGGGACAUUUUAUUUUAUGAAACUGAAAAGUCAUUUUGCUAAAAUUCCGUGUGAAUCUACAAAGUAUUGAUUUGAUGCUGAGUUUGACAGAAUCUUUAAGUUUAUAUAAUUUACUUUUAAGAAAAAUCCUCUUGGGAUAAAAAUACUUUGUUUUUCCUAAAAUUAAAACCAAACUAGAGACGACAGCACGUUCGGAUGUUUCAGGAAAUAACGUUAAGUUAAAGUGUAAAGUUGUGACAUCGUAUGUUUCAUUGUGAAAAGCUGAAGUUUUUAUGGUAAAGAACCAAGUCGACAUGUUCUAAUGAUCUGACACCCGGUGAAGCUGCAGGUUUAAAACCUACUGGAUCAGUUCCCUGAACAAAACUCUUAAACAUUAGAACCUUUAACUUCACAUGUUGAACUUUUCAUUCUGUGAUGACACUUCUGUAGAGAAACAGCGACACGUGGUGGUUUGUCGUUAUCUGCAACAAAGUUCCCUCACUUCACCACCAGGUGUCGCCACACUAAACCAGGACGUCACCAUAGUUUAAAUAAACACUUAAAACAAUCAUGUUCAGUUGAAGUUUAUCGAUGAAUUUGUUUUUGUUUCCAGCUGAACGAGCGAACGUUUGCUCGUAUGUCAGAAAAUUCGCCAAAUGACUAAUUUGAUGGUUGAUGCUGAAAUGUUGAAUUUUUCUGUUCGAACCAAUAAAGUGUUUAUUCAUCUGAAA